Messenger RNA from Cercopithifilaria johnstoni, 990 nucleotides. The record is from the annotation of a GenBank genome assembly. Lineage: Eukaryota; Metazoa; Nematoda; Chromadorea; Rhabditida; Onchocercidae.
AUGGCUGCUUUGAUUUACGAUCAUUUUGGAAUGUGGAGUGAAGACAUGGAAACUACAAAACCGGCUCAGGAAUGGUGUUGUAAUGAUUAUGACGGACCUAUCGCGUCAUCCCUUUUUGGCUUAUGUUUACGAUAUUUCGCAUUAAGAUACGAAGAGAUCACUGGUCUGCCAAAAUCUAUGAUCCAGAAAAUUGAAAUGUUGAGACAUGAUAUGAACAUUGUCUCAAAAAUGCAUCAAACACAUGUUAUAUUCAAACUUUCCUGGAUCGGCGUCGGGAAGUAUGGCAAUGUAGAUUGGCGUAAGACAUACGCAAAAUGCUAUCGCGAAAUGCCACCGGAUGAUUUUUUCAUAUUUGCAGCUAUUAAUGGAAUUGCUACCAGGGCUUUGUGGAGACGAUUGGAUGAAUUAGAGAGGCGGCAUUUGGCAAAUUCAUAUAGUGAAGUGAUAAGAUACACGGCAACUCUAAUGUUUGAUCCUGCUGUUUUUAAUUUAGUUCAAUAUAAAACUAUAUUGGUCGCGGCACAAAAUGGUUGGCCAGGUGCAGUAUGCGCUUGGAUUGGCAUGCGAAAUAAUACGCUAAGUAAUGUUGAUUAUCUAGAAGAACUGAUCGAAGAUUUCAACGAUUCGGUUGUUGAAACACCCGAUUUAUCACAUGGGAAUAAUCUUGGAAAGGCUACGCUGCUAGCUAUUCGUGAGGGACAAUAUCAUUUGCUUCGUUAUUUACCGAACGUGAAUACUGCUGAUUCAUUUGACUUUUUAUUCACGGAUGGUCGUGUGUCGUUCGAUUUUUUCCAACAAUUAAUUAAUUUUCCAGCAACUGAAAAUCUGUUGAACGAUAAGCUGAGCGAUUACCUAGAAUCUAUCGCGCGAGCUUUACUUACCUGGAUGCCAGAUUCGGAGGUUCAACGUUUGCAACAAAAGGGGAAUGCAGUUGGAGAUAUUAAAUCUAUAAAUUGCAUUAAUCGAAUCUUAAAUGGGAAUGAUAAGUAA